This is a messenger RNA of Liolophura sinensis, 2738 nucleotides long. Its product is annotated as protein FAM98A-like. The record is from RefSeq and is a predicted model, not a curated record. The transcript is spliced from 11 exons. Gene Ontology annotation, cellular component: tRNA-splicing ligase complex. NCBI's taxonomy places the organism in Eukaryota, Metazoa, Mollusca, Polyplacophora, Chitonida, Chitonidae. The coding region runs from base 79 to 1476 and encodes 465 amino acids.
GGAAGUUGGUGGAAUUUCGUCUGCACAUGGGAUUUCGCUGCACCGUUGUAAUUUUCUUCGUACAUCUGUCCUGCCAACAUGGAGAGUGAUAUUCUGGAUUCACUUGAGGAUCUCGGCUAUGCGGGUCCAUUAUUAGAAGCAGAAAACCUAUCAAAGGCUGUAGAAGAGGGACCAAAAAGUGUUGAUUACACAAAUCUUGUAGAAUGGCUGACUAAGGCACUACAAGAACUCUGUGGUUUGGAGGAACAUGUAAAUGCCAUAUCAAGUGCAGACGACUCCAGUAAUUUUAUGCUUGAGCUAAGUGGUUUUCUGAGGGAAUUUGGUUGCCCUUACAAAGCUUUGUCAGAUGGCCCAAUAAGCCAAAGACUGUCGUCUAAAGAAAGCCGUCUUCAACUUUUAGAUUAUCUGAUAACAGAAUUGGCUGCUACACGCAUGAUACUAGUGAACAAACCAGGGGCUCUGAAGCCCACUGAAGUGCCAGCAACCGAACAGAAUUCCAUGAAUGAAAGCGAUACAGCGAAACAUUUGAAGUUGAUGCUGAUUGCACUGGGAUUCCCCAAACCUCCUACAUCAAUAACACCCUUUCAGUUGUUCAGUAAACUGGAGGCGAAGAUACAGGAAUGCCUUAGCAAGUGUUCCCCGAGUCACAUGGGCAAACCACUGAUGAAGGGAAGACUGUCAGAAAAACAGUGGACUCAGGUACUUAAGAUUAACGAGGAACUGUCUCAGGAAUACCAACUUCGACGUGAAAUGUUGCUAAAACGGCUGGAUGUCACAAUACAGUCGUUUAUGUGGUCGGAUAAAGCAAAGAACAAGGAUAAUGAGAUAGCUGAGAAAUAUCAACCAAUUAGAAAAUCUCUUUCGCCGAAGUCAACAAUUACAAUAGCCCAGAUUUUAGCAGCAAGAGAUGACCUUACCAAACUUCAGAAAACUAGCAGUGGAGCUGCCAGGGAAAGAACAAAAUGUGCCAUAAACAAAGUGAAAAUAGGAUAUGUCCCUGACAGGGGAGGGCGAGCCUGGGAGCUAGAACCUCCUCCCCCAGAGAUGCCGUCUUUUAUGAAGAGAUCAGAUGCACCACAACAGCAAAGGCAAUUUGGUGGACGAGGUGGCAGAGGAGGUGGUGGACAACGCGGAGGUGGUGGAAACCGUGGAGGAGGUGGAAACCGAGUUCAAGGAGGCUGGUCGGACAAUAAACAGUCUCAGAACUAUGGUGGGAACUGGAACCAGGGAGGAGGAGGUUAUGGAGGGGGAGGUGGGGCACAUUAUAACCAGGGAUACAACCAACAAGGUGGUGGAGGGGGAUACAGCAACCAAGGAGGCGGCUAUAGCAACCAAGGAGGUGGCUAUAGCAACCAGGGAGGUGGCUAUGCUAACCAAGGAAGUAGUUACCAAGGAGGUGGUUAUCGGGGUCGUGGAGGGGGAGGUAGGGGUCGUGGUAGAGGAGGGAGGGGUGGAAGAGGGAGGGGAGGAUAUUAGGUACAUGUACAGCCUUUUGCAAGCUUAUGUUAAGUUUGUAUCAGCUUGGCAACAUCUCUGUUACUUAAGUUUUUGUGCUAGGUAUACAAUUUUGAAAAGACUUAGCAUGCCUGAUUUUAUAAUUUAAUGUACUUUUUAGACUCAUGAGAGCUGUGCAAUUUUAUUUCAAGAAGGAAGAAAGCUAUGUUCUCUCUCUCUUUUUCUUGCACUGAAGUUAGCAUAAUAUUGAGCAGUCAAGUAACUAAAUAUAUGUAACAGGUAAAUAAUUUUUGUGAAGUAUUCAAUACCGGGGAUUUAGAGGUUAUGGUAGGAUGAGAAAAAAUGAUUAAAUAAAUUAAAGAUGAAUAAAACUAAUUAAUAUUUAUUAAACUUUAAAUUUUAAUUUUUACUCAUUGAAAAGGAAUAAGUUUGGAUUGUGAGAAAGAGCUGUCUAGAAUUUGUUUCAGACAACUUUGAUUCAUGUCAAACUAAAUCUUAAGUUUUUAUUCGAAACUAGCCAAUGUACCAUGCAGUAUUCUAAAAAUAAGGUAGCAUGUCUGUUGGUUUGAUAUUUAUAUACAGUUACUAGUAGUUGAUAUGCAAUAGUUUUGUGCUACCUCCCAUUCUUGUAUUACUUCUUGUACAUGUAUUUGGAAAGAAUUAGUUCAUUUGGAUUUGAAUACUUAAGUUUAAAGCUUAAAACCCGUAAUGUCACAAACUAUACAAAUAUCACAAGACUGUGCUCUAGUUAGAAUUAUAAGUGUGUAAUUGUUAAAUGUGGUAGUGUACUUAGAAUUCUAAUUAGUAUUUUACAGUACAUGAGCCUUAAUUAUUGUUAUUUCGGCGUUUUAGGAAACAAACAUAUUAAAUUUGUGAUAGUUCUGGAAUUUAUUAACUUUUGGAAGUUACUAAACAAAAAAUCGCUUUUAGAAUGAGGCCACAUUUGGACAUGUAUCUGUUUACGAUCAUCUAAGUUACUUUGUAAUUAUAAAAACUUCAUUAUGGCUCUGUUACACCAGAAGGUAAUGGACUUCUGGUUACACUCAAACAUGGUAAUGUGAACAUAGUGCUAAAGUCAGAAGCACAAUCUGUCUGCCUUGUUUUGUGGAGCUGUUCGUUAUUGGUAAAGAGGGCCUCUUACCAUAUAAUUGUUUUCAUUUGGGUCUUGAAGGUGAACAUUUUUCAAGUAACUUACAUUUCAGUUUCAAUCAAGUCAGCUGAGUUUUGGAUGGUGAAAUGCACUGAUGUCCAACUUUUCUAAAAGCAAGAAAUUAAAAAAUAGA